Messenger RNA from Funneliformis mosseae, 303 nucleotides. NCBI's taxonomy places the organism in Eukaryota, Fungi, Glomeromycota, Glomeromycetes, Glomerales, Glomeraceae. The record is from the annotation of a GenBank genome assembly.
AUGACAGAAACAUAUCCAAAUAUUAUUGCUAUAAAUAAAGCAAAAAAGUUGCUUGAAUCUAAUUUAGAUAGUAUGGAUGAUGAUUCUGAAAAUACUAAUUGGAAAAUUGAUUCUACAUUAACUAUAGUAAGUGAAGGUAUAGAAGUAGAAGACACAAUAGAAAUACCACAAAUCAGUAAGUGUGCAAAAGUUAUUGUUACUAUAAAAGUUACAGAUUUAAAAUCAAAGGUCCCAAAAAAUACUUACCUAUUAAAUAAAACACAUAUUGGAAAUUCCAGUACUUUUCCUCCUAUACCUUUAUAA